Molecule: messenger RNA, 6647 nt
Organism: Cololabis saira (Pacific saury)
Lineage: Eukaryota; Metazoa; Chordata; Actinopteri; Beloniformes; Belonidae
Gene: ptpra
Product: protein tyrosine phosphatase receptor type A
Exons: 23
Coding region: 493-2991 (832 amino acids)
Biological process (GO): protein dephosphorylation
Molecular function (GO): protein tyrosine phosphatase activity
Source: RefSeq, a predicted model, not a curated record
CGCAGACGGGGCUCGGCUGGGAAUGUUCUGCUCGCUUCCCAUUCUUCCAGCGCAGACAGACACACAACAUGGCGGACUAGAACAGUCGGCCGACGCGCCCGGAUACAGCGUUUAAACGGCGGGGUUUAGCGUACAGGGAAGGCAGAGAGGAGCACCGCCCGACCCACCGGCGACACCGACACCAACACUGCCCGCCGCGGCUCUGUAUAUGGAUGUAGCUGGGGGGGAAAGCUGCCGGUGAAGUGUUGGGAGCGAUCCCGGGAUCGGCUCUCCUGAUCCCCGCAGCCCGCUCAGCCCGCUCCCCUGGGUGUGGAGACCCGGGCCGGGGCUGGAACCCGUGAAGGACCGGGAUAAAUCCCGUCCACCCCUCCGCGGGUUUCCUCUGGGCGCUGUCGGAGUUCUGGAGAGGUGCACUCCAGCCCAACUCAGCAGAGGUAGACGAGAUGUGUCGCAUGAACUACCUGAGGACCAGACUGUGCGAAUGAGUAAUUGAUGCAAACUUCUCUUCUUCAGGGCAGAAUGGGUGUGUGUCCCCUGCUCCUGCUGCUUGGUGUUGCCCUUGGGGCUUCCGCCCAGGAUCAAGUCUCCACCACGGGUCCUUCAAAUGGAUCUACCAAACCCACAGACCCCCCUGCCACACACUCCCCUAACCUGACAGUCAAAGUUAUAGCACCCUUCACACACGCAGCGCUUUCCCCUACAGUCACCACACCCACAACUGUAAGGACAAAUGCCACCCCGACCUCGAGCCCAGCUGGUGAGGGGGGCACCCAAGUCUCUGGCCCCAAAAGCAGACAAUUGGUUCCAGUUUCCUCCUCCCCCCUUCCCGCUCCUGCUGAUGCCAGUGAGGCACCGCCAGGCACCGUGUCUCCGCCUUCUCCCACCCCAACGGAGAACAGCGAUGAAAGCACAACGUCGGCUCCAGACGUUUCACCUGCACAGAACUCCACCGAUGUGAUUUUAGAGACAACCACAGAGGCAAAGCAGAAGUUUACUUCAGACAGCCCCCCACACGACGAGUCCGAUGAAAUGCCAAUCAUAGCCGUGAUGGUGGCCCUGUCCUCCCUGCUGGUUAUCAUCUUCAUCAUCAUCGUCCUCUACAUGCUCAGAUUUAAGAAGUACAAGCAGGCGGGAAGCCAUGCGAACUCCUUCAGACUGACUAACGGCAGGUCAGACGACUCAGAAUUCCAGACUGUGCCGCUACUGGCUCGCUCACCCAGCACAAACAGGAAGUACCCACCCCUUCCAGUCGACAAACUUGAGGAAGAAAUGAACCGUCGCAUGGCUGAUGACAACAAGCUCUUCAGAGAGGAGUUCAAUGCUCUGCCGGUCUGCCCGAUCCAAGCAUCAUGUGAUGCCGCUUCCAAGGAAGAGAAUAAAGAAAAGAACAGAUAUGUCAACAUCCUGCCAUACGAUCACUCCAGGGUGCAUCUCUUAUCUCUGGAAGGAGUCCCCGACUCUGAUUUCAUCAACGCCUCAUUCAUUAAUGGGUACCAAGAUAAGAAUAAGUUCAUUGCAGCUCAAGGACCAAAGGAAGAGACGGUGAAUGACUUCUGGCGGAUGAUCUGGGAGCAGAAUACAGUCACCAUCGUCAUGGUGACCAAUUUGAAGGAGAGAAAAGAGUGCAAGUGUGCACAGUACUGGCCGGACCAGGGCUGCUGGACAUAUGGAAACAUUCGAGUCUCUGUAGAGGACACAGUGGUUCUAGUGGACUACACGAUCCGCAAGUUCUGCAUCCAACAGGUUGGAGACGUCUCUGGGAAGAAACCUCAAAGGCUGAUCACCCAGUUUCACUUCACCAGUUGGCCAGACUUUGGGGUGCCCUUCACUCCCAUCGGCAUGCUCAAGUUCCUUAAGAAAGUCAAAGCCUAUAACCCCUUUUACGCCGGGCCCAUUGUUGUUCAUUGCAGUGCCGGCGUAGGGAGGACGGGCACUUUUAUAGUGAUCGAUGCCAUGUUAGACAUGAUGAACAAUGAGAGGAAGGUGGACGUGUUUGGCUUCGUCACCAGGAUAAGAGCCCAGCGCUGUCAGAUGGUCCAGACUGAUAUGCAGUACGUGUUCAUCUUUCAGGCUUUGUUAGAACACUAUUUGUACGGAGACACAGAGCUAGAGGUGACCUCGCUGGAGUCUCAUUUGGCCAAGCUCUAUUCCCCCUCUCCUGGGGCGGGUGGCAGUGGCCUGGAGGCUGAAUUCAAGAAACUAACAUCCAUCAAGAUUCAGAAUGACAAGAUGAGAACAGGCAACUUACCUGUCAACAUGAAGAAAAAUAGAGUCCUACAGAUUAUUCCAUACGAGUUCAACAGAGUGAUCAUUCCAGUCAAACGAGGGGAAGAAAACACAGAUUAUGUCAAUGCCUCCUUCAUUGAUGGCUACCGUCAGAAAGACGCAUACAUGGCGAGUCAGGGGCCGCUGCAGCACACCAUAGAGGACUUCUGGAGGAUGAUCUGGGAGUGGAGAAGCUGCUCCAUAGUCAUGCUCACUGAGCUGGAGGAGAGAGGACAGGAGAAGUGUGCUCAGUACUGGCCCAGUGAUGGGACAGUGGUCUCUGGGGACAUCUCCAUUGAGAUUAAAAGGGAGGAGGAGAGUGAGAGCUAUACAGUGCGUGAACUCCUGGUCACCAACAACAGGGAAAACAAGGCUCGAGCCGUGCGUCAGUUCCAUUUCCACGGCUGGCCAGAGGUGGGAAUCCCUACAGACGGUAAAGGAAUGAUCAACAUAAUCGCUGCAGUGCAGAAGCAGCAGCAGCAGUCCGGCAACCACCCCAUCACCGUGCACUGCAGUGCUGGGGCUGGUCGGACUGGGACGUUCUGCGCGCUGAGUACAGUUCUGGAGAGGGUGAAGGCAGAAGGCAUCCUGGAUGUUUUCCAGACGGUCAAGAGCCUCAGACUGCAAAGGCCCCACAUGGUGCAGACACUGGAGCAGUACGAGUUCUGCUACAAAGUGGUCCAGGAGUAUAUCGAUGCUUUUUCCGAUUACGCCAAUUUUAAGUAGGGGACCUGCCACGGAUGGAUGGAUGGAUAUUCACGUACAUUCACCCGAGCUUAAGUGCGUACCAGAAAACAUGCCAACAUUAACAAGCAGAGAGCUGCUUACUCCCCAUCUGUUGGAUUGUUCAGAAACGCUCAUCUCUACUUGAUCUGUGGAUGGGAUGAACCGCCCACGGGAAAAGGGAACACAGGUCUGCGCCCGGAGGACAGGGCAGUGCAGUUGGACACAGAAAAUAACUGAGAUGCCUUCUUGAAUAUUUUGUAAUGAUGUUAAUACAGCCUGCCACCCUUAUUUUCUUUACAUCUUCACCCUAAAUAUGUAUAUAAACUUACUGUGUUACAUUUUAUUACUUUGGUUUUAGACACAGUUUUGAGUUUUGCUGCAUUUUCGAGUGGCACCUGUAAUGUAUUUUAUUGGUAUAUAAAGAUAUCUAUAUCUCUAUAUAUAUAUAUAUAUAUAAAUAUAUAUAUAUGAAUAUAAAUCAAUUGUUUUGGUGGCUAAUGUUGCAACAUCAAGUCAAGAUAAUGAUGUUUUGGAUUCUUUUUUCUUUUUUUUUUUCAUUUUGUAACUUUUUUUUAGGGACAGGGAUUUAAAAUGCGUUUGACUUUGCCUGAGCCUCGCUGUAGCGACACGUGUGGUAGCAGAAGUUUCUCCAUUAAUCCUGGACUGUUUACCUCCACCAGACGUUCAUACACACCUACACACACACACACACACACACACACACACCUACACACACACACACACACACACAUGCAGUCAAAGCUAUUUUCUGUACACAAAAUCGCUUCCAUCGACUAAAAAACGUUCUUCAUUCGCAGUUGACGUUCAGUUUCUCUUUAUUUCAGGAGUGCAUAGGUCAGUUAUGAUUGGAGAUCAGCAUCUCUGUGGCACGGCUCACAGUCUCAGGCUUUCACUCAGACACAAACCCAUAACCUGGAUAUCAAGAGCCAUUGGGUAUUUAGAGCGCGUGUGUUUGUGCGUGUGGGUGAUCUGAACUAUAAGCUGGCAGAGGAGGCCGCGUGUUUCCAUCAAUGUGGUCUGUCCACCACGUGCCAAAGCCCUUCAUUCAUCUAGCUGGUGUAGCUGCGAAGUUUUGAGAAACGACCAACCGUGUUUUGACAUUCUGAACAGAGAUGUUUAACUCUCCACAUUUCUGGACUACAAUGGGAAUUUGGGAAAGUUUAGAAUAAAUACUGGAUUUUUGUCCUCCCCAAGUAGAAGAUGAGUCUGUUACAGUAUUGACCAGCUGUGUUGAUCGUGUCGACGCGCCGCAAACACGGUUGGACCUAAUUCAAAAAUGUAUCACAGAAAUGAGCAAAUCCCCCCGGCAUGUUGGUUUACAGACGCAUGGCAGUGUUUCUUUCAAACUUUGUGGAGCCUUUAUUCUUUUUAUGGGUUUACCUUGAGUUAGCUGGGGGUUUUCUGCAACCUGUUUUUUCUUUUUUCAAUAUAUCAGCAUCACAUCACUAAGCCUUUCACUCCGUUAGAUGACAGUACCUAUUUGUUUCCCCACACGAACAUUGAUGCGGAAGGAAAAAAAAAAAAAGCUGUUGCUUAUAUAUUUGUCAGAAUGGAUAUGUUGUUACUUUAAUGCGAGAGGCCUGUCAUGCAGCUGAUGCUCAUAUAUUUGGUUUCUUUUUCCUUUUUUAUGGAUGUCCUGUGGGAGCCACAGUGUUUUUAUUUCAGCUGAGGUCACUAUUGAGGCCGUGGCCUUCAUGAUUGUAAUGAAAGAUGAAUGAUGUCAGUCAACAGCAGGGUCAGUCCUAAUUUCAGCUCAGACAAAGACUGAUGCUCGCAGCGUUUAAAUUCCUUUUCUUUUUUUUGUAUUUCACCUUGAGUUUAUCUCCAUGAGUGGUAAUAGCUCCCACCAAAGUAAAGGUAUUAGAAUAUAAUCCUUCAGUUGGAUUUGAAUAGAUUUCAUUGUAUUAAAACUAAUUUGAGGAACUUUGAACUUUUUUGUUAAUGUAGACUCAAACGGCCAAGGCCUCUACAUUUAUGCACAAUCUACAUUUCACUAACACUCCAUAUUUAUUACGGGAAUGAGCACAAUCAUAUUUAAUGUAUCGGCAGUGGCUGACAUUAAAGAGAACAUGCUGAAUUAUGAGAGAGGGGUGUUUUUAUCAAUGUUUUUUCUUCUUUUUCUUUUGAACACGCAUGCACUAUUUGCACCAAAAGCAAAGCCCUUACAAAACAGAAUCAUGAGAGAUUAGGACAGAAUUCUGGGAUCCUCAAUUUAGAUUAUGGGAACUGUGAUUGAAGCUUGUUUGUUUUUCUCGAAGCCCCAACCGAUGCGCUCUGAAAAGCCCUGGUACGGGCUUGAAGUAGCAGAUAAUUUAUUUGACCGAUCACUGAAACAGUUGGCUGUUUGUGCAUCCUCCUCUUCAUGUCAGGUCUUUCUUUCUUUCCAAAGCCCCACAAGUGCCCGCACUCAUAGUUAAGUGCCAUCGUGCUCGUCCUUCAUUUGCAUUGCCAUUUACUGGUUCUUUAGAUGGUUGAGGAGAAGCUGGUAGCUGCGCUGUGCGGGCUUCCAUCUCAUGGCUUUGCUGUGUGUGUUGGUACUCUGUGAUCGCGAUGUCUCGGUGCAGUUUGACAGCUCAAUGUGACACUGUGCCAACUCAUGAGAAGUUGUUCAAACUAAGAAGUGCCUCACUGGAAGGUUUUCAAAGAAAGUAGUUCUCCCAGAUUCACCCUGAGUGGUGGAACCAUAGUCCCCCUGUGCAUUGUCUUAGCCCCCAUGCAUUUCUGCUAUAACUAUAACUUGCAGACCAAUCAAAAGUCCUUUUUGCGUGAGGCAAAUCAAGGAGGCCUAAACAAACACUGGGUCGGUUGUUCUUCCCUUCAGAUUCCCUUUCUUUCCGUGUACGGGGAUUUCUGGAUUGUGCGGAUCAAAUUAACAUUGAGGCCUCUUUGGAAUUCAUUAAACUUUAAUGUAGUGGUUUCAUUUCAUUCCUUAUCACUUGAAUGUGGAUCCAUGACAAUCAGUUGUGAGGUCCUAAAUUUCUAAGGGGGAAAAAAACAACCAGGAGUUACAUAUUUUUCCUUUGACAAAUAUUUGUGAUCAUGAAAGCAAGGUUUCCCCCGCGUGUCCCCUUUAAUCCUGAGAGUUUUGCCCCAACGGGGCAUUUUGCAAUGCUCCAGUAAAAUCAGACACGAGUCCAUGUCUAGAAAGGCGGGCUGCAGAAAAGUAAAUUCCGAUGUGUAUGUCCUUGCAGCUUUUGUACGUCCUGUAUGUCUCCUGUCAAACUGUUCACCGCUGUCCACUUUUGACUUACUUUCACUUCGGACCAUUUUCCUUAGUCGACCUCCUCCCCUUUUGUACAUAUUGUAAGGUUAUUUAUAUUUCAUUCCUGCCCGCUGCCUCGCUUCUUAGAAUGUCUUCUACCCCACCCUUUUUUCUUUCUUUUUUUUUUUAAAGAUGUAUAUUGAACUGUAUUGGGGACCAUUUUCAGAUGUUUCAGAUGUUUGUUUUUUUUUUUUGCUCAUUUUAAUUUGCUAUAAUUGUCUUAAACAACAUUUUUUUUGCUGGGUUUUUGCGUGUUUUUUGUUAUUCAACAUUUGAAUAUAUGUAUAUAUAAUUAUAUAUAUGAUGAAAUUAUAUAUAAUUAUAUAAUGCCAAAUGGCCUUUCUAAGCAAGAUACUGUCAAAACCUAAUAAAG